AUGGCUAAGGAAGCAGCUUCGGAGUCGACCCGCCAAUGGUGGAUUGACAAGAGGCGUACCCUAGGAACGUCAGUUAAAGACUUUCUAUGGGGCUACAGCCACGCCAAGCGCUAUUUGAAGGCUGGUCAUGCCCCCACACCGCACCACCGGUGUACGAUGGGCAUCAGAGCCGAUCCUUCCUGCCCCUGCGGCUGGGACAACGGAGAUGUGAAGCACUUAUUACGAGACUGUCCUUUAUUGGACGGUGCCCGACGCGACUCGAAGCUUUCGCGAGUUCUGCCGAAGGCGAAUUACAAGAUGAUCCUCGACCGUCGAUAUCGUCCUUCCCUACUGAAGAUGGCGAAGCUGACCUUCGAGUGGCUGAAGAAUCUCCGAGAAGCGGAGACUCAGCCUUAG
Perkinsus marinus ATCC 50983 is the source of this 396-nucleotide messenger RNA. RefSeq lists its product as hypothetical. Lineage: Eukaryota; Perkinsozoa; Perkinsida; Perkinsidae. The record is from RefSeq and is a predicted model, not a curated record. The transcript is spliced from 2 exons. The coding region runs from base 1 to 396 and encodes 131 amino acids.